GCAGCAUCGCUGCAGGGGCAAAAUGUUGGCCUGCUGAGCAUCGAGCAAGCCCUCGCCGAUUACGCAGUGCUCAUCACGUGGCUGAAGGAGCAGUACCAAGCGCAGGACUCUCCUGUCAUCGCUUUUGGAGGCAGUUACGGAGGAAUGCUCAGCGCAUACAUGAGAUUGAAGUAUCCCAACCUAGUGGCUGGUGCCCUCGCUGCCAGCGCCCCUGUGCUGUCCACGGCUGGGAUCGGAGACUCCAGGCAGUUCUUCAGGGACGUCACAGCGGACUUUCAGAACUACAGUCCGGACUGCGUCAAGGCUGUCCGAGAAGCGUUCCGACAAAUCAGAGACCUCAGCCUGGUCGGAGCUUAUGGGAGAAUCAGCACGGAGAUGGCCCUCUGCAACCAGCUUUCAACUAAAGAGGACAUCGGCCAGCUGUUUGAGUUUGCCCGGAACGCCUUCACCAUGAUGGCUAUGAUGGAUUACCCUUACAAGACCGACUUUAUGGGCCACUUUCCAGCAAAUCCCGUCAAGGUUGGCUGUGAACUGAUGCUGGCCAGUAAGGAUCCAGUCAGAGGGCUGGCAGCUCUUUCUGGAGUAUUUUACAACUCCACGGGGACUACUGUGUGUUUCGACAUUUACAAGCUGUACCAGAAGUGCUCUGAUCCAACCGGCUGUGGGACGGGUCCAGAUGCUGGAGCUUGGGAUUAUCAGGCCUGCACGGAGGUCAACUUAAUGUUCGACAGCAACAACGUGACCGACAUGUUCCCCGAGCUGCCCUUCACCGAUGCCGCCAGGGAACGCCACUGCUUCCGCAAGUGGGGAGUUUGGCCCCGGCCGUCCUGGUUGCGGACCAGCUUCUGGGGCAGCGAUCUGGCUGCUGCAAGCAACAUCAUCUUUUCGAACGGAGACUUGGACCCAUGGGCAGCAGGCGGCGUGAGGAAGAACCUGAGCUCCUCCUUGACUGCUCUCAUCAUUAAGGGAGGCGCCCAUCACCUGGAUCUCCGGAGCUCCAACCCAGCUGAUCCGGCAUCAGCCAGGGAAGCCCGGCUUCAGGAAGCCAGGAUCAUCCGGGACUGGGUGCAGUCGGCCACCGUUAAGGCCGCCAAGUAAUCUCUGGGUUGCCAGCCAGUGUCUAGCAGAACCCCCCAGGACUGUUGGGGGCGAAGGGGGGGAAUCUGCAUGAUGUCCUCUUUAGGCAGUGACGUUUUCUUUCCACAAUGCUGAAGAAUAAUGAAUAAAGCAGAAGAUCCCUCCAGAGUAA
Molecule: messenger RNA, 1249 nt
Organism: Python bivittatus (Burmese python)
Lineage: Eukaryota; Metazoa; Chordata; Lepidosauria; Squamata; Pythonidae
Source: RefSeq, a predicted model, not a curated record